Molecule: messenger RNA, 5988 nt
Organism: Girardinichthys multiradiatus
Lineage: Eukaryota; Metazoa; Chordata; Actinopteri; Cyprinodontiformes; Goodeidae
Gene: cttnbp2
Product: cortactin binding protein 2
Exons: 23
Coding region: 228-5174 (1648 amino acids)
Biological process (GO): regulation of synapse organization
Cellular component (GO): glutamatergic synapse
Molecular function (GO): protein binding
Source: RefSeq, a predicted model, not a curated record
UAGCACACCAGGUCCCCGCAUCUGGAAUUUACGCGUCUGUCGCCGCCGCCUACAGGACGGCUCGAUCUCCCGCCUCCCCCCAGCUGCAGAAGCCCAAACACUCGGGUCUUCUGCGCUGAAUGUUGGAGGUCUGUCGAUUUCUGCAUUGAUCAGUUUGGCAGAUUCUGUCUCUCCUUCCUUUCAAUGACCGUUCGGGGCGUGCUUUGCACUCAGCAGCGCAACAGUUAAUGUGUGCCGGAUGCACCCUCACUCCAGCAGACCGCUACAGUACGAAGAUGGCGUCGGAGGGAGCCACCGGAGAGCAGCCUCCUCUGGUACAAACACUGGUCGCAGCCGCACCAGGAGGUGUCGACACGAAAUGUGAGUUCAAUAUGGAUAACUUGAGCAAGCCAGAGCUGCUCACACUGCUCAGUAUCAUGGAAGGGGAGCUGGAAGCCCGCGACCUGGUGAUCGAAGCUCUGAGGGCUCAGAGGAAGGAGGUUUUUCUCCAAGACCGAUAUGGCCACUAUACACUCACUGACCCCUUCCUGGCACUUCAGAGAGACUUUGAGUGCAGAGCCCCUGGAGGGGACAAAGAACGGCGGCCGCUGGGGUCCAGCCCUAUUUCGGUCCUGGAGGCUGUCAUGGCCCACUGCAGGAAAAUGCAGGAACGCAUGUCAGCCCAGCUGGCUGCUGCCGAAAGCCGCCAGAAGAGGCUGGAGAUGGAAAAGCUUCAACUCCAGAGUCUGGAGCAGGAACACCGUAAGCUGACAGCACAGCUAAAAGACGAACGUGAGAAGAAUAAGCACAUUGUUAUGAUGCUGGUGCGUGAGUGCAAGCAGCUUGCCACUCGGGUGGUGGAGGAGUCGCAGCGCUUUGAUGAGCUUCAAGCUCGCCUAGAUGAGGAGAGUCGCACCUCUGGCCGGCUGCAGGAGGAACUGAGCACCGAGCGCCAGCGUAGCCAACAGAUGGAGGCCAAGAUGGAAAAGCAACUGUCAGAAUUUGACACAGAAUGUGAGCAGCUGCGUGCCAGGCUGGGCCGAGAGGAGGCAGAGAGUCAGGGCUUGCGGCAACAGGUGGAGCAGCUCAGAACUGAACGGGGUGAUGGAAAAGAUGAUGCUACUGUUGCUCCACUUGCUGCUGCUGGAGGGGAACCUGCUGCUGCCACCAGUACACCGCCCAAACCUAAAGCUAUGAUAUCUGUAUCUAUAGCCACAGAGCCAAUAAGCUGUCAAACAGCGUCUUGUCAAACAGACGUGCCUCCCACUGAGGUUGAGGGUCCUAAGAAGACUCCUCUUACUAUACCUGCCAAACCAACCCCUGCUAACUAUGUGGGCCUUAGUUUGCCAAAGACAACUGGAAGAGGGAUUGUCCACUGCAGCUCAGGAGGAUUGGCACAGACAGAAAAUGGCUCAGAGGGCCAAGUUUCCCAUGGCCUACCUACUGGGGUCAGCCCCCGCGUCCAGGCAGCCCGCUACAAGUUUCAGGAACAGGACCAAAAUGGAACGGCAUCUCAGAGCCCUCCGGCCCGUGACCUUUCCCCAACCAACCGUGACAACUUUGCAGCCAAGCAGCAAGCACGUCAUACUGUAACACAGGUCCUGUCACGCUUUACCAGCCCUCCUGCAGGAGGCCCUGGACCCCUCCGUCCUGGCCUGCCCCACUCUGCCUCAGAGGGUGGACCUUUUCCUGGCCGCCUGAGCCAUCCUAUUGGCCUCAAAUCACCCACAGUGACCAGGAUUGACCGGGGAAAUCCUCCCCCUAUACCUCCCAAAAAACCAGGGCUUUCCCAGACCCCCUCACCUCCUCAUCCAUCCAUCAAGGUGGUGGGGGACAGCAGCCGGUCCCCUGGGGCUGGUCUAAAGCCUGCUACACCCCAGUUGCCACCAAAACCUGCCCUGGACCUGGUCCCAGCCCUGACUGCCUCUCAGGUGGGUGCCCGCCCCCGCUUGCCAGGGCCCAGCCAAGGCCCUCAGUGGCAGGCAGCAACAGCAUGUGCAGAGUCCCCCCAAGACAUGAGUCCUGCCACUACUGUCAGUAGCCCCUCCUCCAUACACCCUCCCUCCACAUCCUCCUCCAUUAGUGCUUCAUCUUCCUGUAGAUCCCGUGCCUCAGCAGGCAGCCCCCUGGCAACAGCAUCAGGCUGGUGUCCCUCCGUAGUUUCCUCUCUAAGUAGCAGUGGGCCUGCUGCCCUGGACAGUAGGCACCUCCUGCUCCUCCAAGCUGCUUCCCAGGGAAAUGUCACUUUAUUGUCAAUGCUGCUUAACCAACCAGUCUCGAACGGAACCACCACAAGUAUCACUUCUACCACCUCAUCCACCGACAUCACCUCUACCACUACUCUGGAAAAUAUGCCCAAUCUUCUUGACCCAGACUUCCACCUCAGUCACAUCCAAACCUCUGCCUUGUUUGCUGCUGCUCAGAAUGGACAGACAGAGUGUGUGAAGCUGUUGCUCUCUGCAGGAUUGCCUGCUGACAUUUUGGAUGAAAAUGGGUUCACACCCUUACACUUUGCUGCUGCCCACGGCCACACCAGCUGUGUGGAGGUGCUGCUGGAGUCCAGAGCUGCUGUGGACUCUGUGGCGGCUGAAGGGCAGACUUCCCUCUUCCUGGCCUGCGAGGCAGGAAGGCUGGACUGUGCUCAGGCUCUACUGAACGCUGGAGCCAAUCGCUCGCUCACCACUACAGAUGGCUGCACAACGCUGCAUGCUGCUGUCCGCUCAGGACACGUGGACACGCUCCGUCUCCUCCUCCACCACCCAGUUCACAGUGAUCCCCCCAAUCCACCAAAUAGACUGACACUGUCUGCUGCCCUGCUGAACCAGGCCAACAGUGAUGGCUGGACCCCUGCACACAUGGCUGCGGCCCUGGGCCUCAAGGAGUGUCUGGAGGUGUUGUGCAACCACAGUGAGCAGGACAUAGAGCGGAGGGAUAAGUGUAAUCGCACUAUUCAUGAUGUGGCAACGGACGACUGCAAAGACCUGUUGGAAAACCUCGAUUUGUACCAGGUCCUGGUUCUUCUACAGUGUUCAGGCGGAGGAAAUGGGUCCAUGUGUCCCAUGGAAGCCCUUGAAGAGGAAAAGGAGGCGAAAGGAAUUUCCUACAGUCAGAUGGCGCUGGGCAGAGUGACGGUCCACCGCUCAACACGUUGGGCCCAGCUGACUGAUGUCCUCAGCCACAUGUUCAUUUCCCACCUCCAGAUCCUCUGUGGGGAUUCUCAUCCAGCAAGAGAGGAGGCGCAGCGCUCACUGAUUGGCCUUAGUCCUGCCAGUAUCUCCUCCACCCUUAUCGGCGAUACCAAGUGGUUACCCGGUCAGGAGCUGCCCGUAUCUCCCUGGGAUCUGGUCAGAAAGCCUCUCAGCCAGUGUAUUAAAAUCCGCCUCAAAGGUCUGCCUGAGUCGUGUCUCGAUGAGUUAGCCCUGGAAUCCCUCCUCCCUUUGCCACUGCUGCACAACUACGUCCGCCUGGUGGAGCAGUACGGUAACCUCUUCUUCCAUGGCCUGGAGGGCAGCUUCCAAGAGUACAUUGCUAAUGUGGUCGCUCACUGCAUCAAGUCGAAACAGGAGGCAGGGGGAACGAGCUGUGACGUGGUUAGGAUUGAGGUGGAGGACAGCCUGACCAAAGAGCAACUGUUGGAGAUCUUCAUCAACUGUGGCUUCCUGGUGCCAGCAGUGAGGUCAGGGUUUGCAGGGGUGUCUGGAGACACUGAUCGCUGUGUGGUGGUACUGCUGGAGGGAUUGGAGAAGGCUUCAUCUCUAACAGGCUUGCUUGGAGACCUCUGCCUAAGCCUGGACAACAGAGGCUUUGCCUCCCCUCUGAUUCUGAGCACAGGUUCACACCACAUAAGAGAAAACAACUUCCUGAUUGGCACAUUGUCAAAGCCCCGCCUCCAGGGAUCAGAGCUCUGUCUUCAGCAACAUUUCCGCUGGGUGAUGCUGCGCUGGGACCAGGAGCCCCUGCACAGUCUGCUGGGAAGGCACUUGUGCAGGAAGCUGCUUCAUAAGGUGGGGACUGGAGCUUGGUUGCCCGAUGGCCUCAUGGAGCGCUCAGUGUUGUGGGUGAAUCAGGUCUGGCAGCAGCUCAAUGCCUGUCUGUCCCGUCUGGGGACCCAUGAGGCUUUGCUAGGCCCACAGCUGUUCCUGUCCUGCCCAGUGGUUCCCAACAACAUUCAGGCUAUUGUCAGGUGGCUGGCCUGUCUCUGGAAUGCUGUAGUCGUACCACGGGUGGAAGGAGCAGUCAUCUCCCGUGUAAUGACCAAGCGCUCUGCCUCCUCUCUCCCGUCACCCUCUCCCUCGCUACGACCAUCUCCUAGCAACUGUGGGCUGAGCGCUGGGCAGCAGGCCGUGGUGAAAGCCGCCCUCAGCAUCCUGGUCAACAAGGCUGUGAUGCUGGGUUGCCCCGUACCUCGCCACGAAAUGGAACGGUACCUGCUGGAGUUUCAGGGGAGCUCGUCUACUCUGCCAGCCCUCGGUUCAUGUAAGGGGGGUGUAGGAGGAGGGAGACGGGGACGAGACAGCGGCAAGCUAAGAAGAUCCAACACCAGUCCCAGGAAGAAGGGAAGCCCCUCCCUAAACUGGAGCUCUGGGGGCUCCUUUAGAGAGGGUUCGGUCUCCAGCUCUGACGUCAGGUUCAUGUCCAACGGCCACAGACAGACGGGUGGUCUGCCAGCGUUCUUUGAUGAUGAGACGGAUCUAAUCAGAGAGCUGCAGACCAUGUGCUCCAGCAGGUCCGAGCCGGACAUCAGUCAGAUCUCCCAGGCCAAAGACAACAUGAUCCUGUUUCCCAGCACUCCCAGUAAGAAAGAGCCUGCCACCAAGUCCAACCUGGAAACUGCUGUCCAGCAGCCAUCAGAGGUGACUGUCGUCAGUCAGCCCGGCCGCAGCUCCAUCCAGCCAGCCUUUCAGAGCACCAGCCGUCGUCCAGGCCCUCGCGCUAAGUCGCAGCUUCCUGUCCCGAGCAGCAGAGGGCAGCAGACGCGAGCGUCCACCACUUGCAGCAGCAACAAUAACGACAACCAAUUCCAGACACUCCCCAGCCUCAGUAGAGCUACAGCCAACAGCAGCAGCAAAACACUGCAGGGUCCUCAGAGCAACAGCAGCAACAAUAACUACUACCGCAACAGCAUGAACAAGUGCAGUCACUCACAAGAUGAUAUCUGGAUCCUCCACAGAGACCUGCACGAGAGCAACGAGUAGACGCCCCCCACCUCCUCCUCCUCCCAUUCUUAUUGUAAAGAUUAGGUACCUGACAACCUUUGAUUUGUACUUCUCUGUACUUGCUACACUGUACUGCAGUUGUAUACUUGGGGACCAUAGUUUAUUCUACUACAGUAUUUGAAUUAUGCGUUCACAUAGGAGUGAAAACACUGUAACUUUAAAAAAAGACAAGGUAAAGCAGCAGGUUGUUUUGUUCUGUUGCCUUAAUUCCAGUGUUUCAACCUGCUUUUUAUGGGACAGUUUUCAGAUCCAGUAUAAAACUUUCUGGAAUAAGAUAUGCUAUAUGAAGUGUUUAUAUGUUAGAAACUGCCUAAGAACACUCCCGGCACAGUCCUUUGGUGUACUUAAAGUGAAAUAGUGUACUUCUCCUGUAGGAAUAAGGUCACUGAAGAAGUCAAAUGGACACAAUCAGGCUUUUUGUUCUCUUUCUUGUUUUUGCUAUUAAGUAUUUUGAGAUAUUCAAGUGUUUUAUCUCCAGAUAGUUGCAAGGUUGGUUUAAAUACUGUUGAAAUUAAUCAGGGUUUUACCAAAUAUAUUUGUAAAUAAGAGUAUGUUUAAAUGCUCUAUAGAUCGGUGUAUGUGGUAUUACGCUUGUACAGUGACGAAACCUUAAAGAAAAACUGCUGAGGAAAAAAAAAACACUAAACCUUGUACAUUAAUGUUUGUAGAAUGAGUUUGGUUUUAAACCCUCCACUUGUUUCAAAGUGAAUGGGAUGUGGCAAUAAGUAAUAGAACUAUAUAAACACAGGAUGUCCUCUGUCAGUUGUAAGCCAUAAUAAAUAUUUUAAAUGCC